This is a messenger RNA of Arabis nemorensis, 363 nucleotides long. The record is from the annotation of a GenBank genome assembly. Lineage: Eukaryota; Viridiplantae; Streptophyta; Magnoliopsida; Brassicales; Brassicaceae.
AUGUCGGAGAAGACGAAGGGAAGGAAAGAAGAGGUGGUUACCAGAGAGUACACCAUCAACCUUCACAGACGCCUUCAUAGCUGUACCUUUAAGAAGAAGGCUCCAAAAGCGAUCAAAGAGAUAAGGAAGUUCGCAGAGAAGGCAAUGGGGACAAAAGAUGUGAGAGUAGACGUGAAGUUGAACAAGCAGAUUUGGAGCAGAGGUAUCAGAGGUCCUCCAAGGAGGAUCAGAGUCCGAAUCGCUCGUAAGAGAAACGAUGACGAAGAUGCAAAGGAAGAGUUCUUCUCUCUUGUCACUGUUGCUGAAAUCCCUCCAGAAGGACUCUCUGGCCUUGGCACCAAAGUCAUUGAAGAAGAAGAUUGA